AUGUCGUCGUCUGGUGCGAACAGUGCAAAUCUGCUUAUGGAGCAGGUGGUCGCGGAAUUGAAGGCUCAGCGGCGGGACGCAGCUGUGGCGGUGACGAGUUUGCGGCAACUGUUCCAGUCCUCCAUCCUUUCGCUGAAUAAAAACCAUGAUGUCGCUGCGACGCUGUUCUCUUCAAAGAAUAGCACUUCCUCCAGCAGCACGCAGCCUCACCAGCAGUCUUUCACGCUGGCGCAGCGCCGCCUGCUUACGGAGCUCUUUGCGCUUCUGUUGCAGCCGGACACCAGCAUCGUUCCGCCAAGGGUGAGAAUACUCGUUGCCGCACUGAUUCGGGAAUUUGCUGUGUCCGUGCGGCCGCAGUGCGUCACGGAAGCGUUGUGUUCCCCGCUAUCCUAUGCACAGCACUUGUUUCAGCCACCCCGUGUGGCGGGUGCCGGUUCAACUGCAGGUGGAGCCUCAUCUCGUGGGAGCGGAGGCAAAGACCCUAAUUCGGCGGAGUCAGCGUUGGACCAGAGCGUGGAUUCAACACGGACGCCGCGCAGUGAGCAGCCGAUUCCGUCCUCCCCCAGCAGCACCGCGGCGGGCGCAGCGCAGUAUUUUUCCGAUUCAUUUCCCAAUCCUGUGGAUGUGCUCGCAGCGGCCGCGCGGCGGGUGAAGCUGGAGAGGAGUACUAGCGAAGGUGGCGGUUGCGACGAACAGGACCACAGCGUCGGUGACAGCAACGCAGCGGCAACGCCCUCCUCGACGCGAUCGCGAAAUCCGGAAUUCGCCCGCGGUUGGAACACGAUCCCCGGUGACACUGGGUACUACUGUCCCCCGAUCGUGUCGUCAACGACGGUACUGAGCACUUGUUUGCCGGAGUUCUUCCUCAAACUGGCACUGGUUGAGCUGCGAGACCCGAAGGCCCGAUACCCGCCAAACGCGGGUUUCGGUUUUGUGCGCCUGGAAAAUGGUACGAAACAUUCACAUGGUUCCCGCGGUGGAAGGCGUACUAGCGGCCACUACCCAGGCGAGAAGGAAAAAUCACCGGCCGAUUCUCUAGCUUCCUCGAACGGGAGCAGCGGCAGUUCCGAUACUGACUUAUUCGGGCAUGACAUGACAAACGACAAUGCAGCUCUGGCCCCGUCAGCGGACAUCGGAAGUCCUCGCCGCGCUGCAGACGACGCUGCCCGAGAUUCCUCUGGUGUUGUCAAAACCGCAGAAACAGACUCUCGCAGGAAUUACAGUAAGCGGGCUCACUCUCCGAAUGAGAAUGACAGCACCCGGUUUGAUGUGCUACAACCACUUGUGGAACAAGAUGAUCAACAACCGUACGAGGCUGUCGACGUGUUGAAUCUGUAUGUGCUGCGACCGUCCGGGGAUGAGUGCGCCGACGUGAACAUGGAAAAUUUGCUUGCGUGGUUUCUCGGUUUCCACCUGCUCGAGCGGCGCAUGGAGCGCGCACCCCUGAGUCGGCGAGCGCAGUGGACGCGACUGCUGCUACGCGUGGCCGUGGCGGUGUUCGAAAAACUACGCAAGGAUCGGGAGGAAACGCACCGCAAGUUCGAAGAUCAUCUAGAGAAGCUUCCGAGCAACUGGGUGGAGCAGCCGCAAACCUCGGCGCCGAUCCUGCUGGCGUCAGGGCCUGCAAAAACAGGUAGGAACAAAGCCGACCCGGGCGGCGCAAUAUCCGGCGGUCCUCGAGGGACCACAUCGGAAAGAGCGCACAGGAGCGGCGCCUCUGCAGCGACGGCGUCCAGCGAUGCGUCGUCGCGCAGCACGACGCCACGAAGUAGCACGACGGCGCGGUCGCGACACGGGAAUACUAGGGGACGCGGUUUGUAUGAUCCGCACAUGGCCGCGGUCGCGGCGACGCCCAAUAACAGGCACAGUCAAUCGAUUGCCAACACACCUGGCAAAACUACGUCGAUUGGAAGCACGACGCCGCCUGGUGCAACGCCCUCGAACAAACGAGUUACCGAAGCUUUGGGUCACCAGAGUAGUAGAUCACUACCAGAGCAGCAGUCCCCAGCCGACCCGGUAGAACAACAGCAGCUGGCAAACAAACUCUUUGAAAGCAUGCUGUGCGAAGACAGUCCUCUGGCUACGGUUUCCGAACUAGUGCAGGCAAGGGAGGCUGUGUCGGUUGCGUUGCGCUGCCACUCGUUGGUAGCACUGGUGCAUCACCUGAUAUUAUGCAGGGGGCGCUUGGCGUUUGCGCGAAAGUUGCUGAGUGUCGUAUUUGGUAUCUGACAGCGAGCUCGAUUUUGUAUAUUAGCUUAUCGCUCUCUGCUUUUAGUGUUAGCUUCUCUCUUUUCGGUCACUUUUGUGGAUACAAAAUCAAGUACUUAGACUGCUGCAGCUGCUUCAAACGCCGAAGUGGACCACUUGUAUGUAUCCGCCUAUCUGCGGCGGCGGAGCCUGCGUUCCCGCCGAUGCAGACCGUGCCUUGCGGGGACGGAGAAGACGAGGAACAGAACUUGCAAGAUGCUGCGGAAGCUUUACAGCUAGUGAAAUUCUGCAACUACGCAGGGGAUGCGGCCGGGGUAAGUCAGAAGAACACUGCGGCGCAAUCGGACCACGACGCCAGGCACAACAACUAUUCUUCCACCGGAAAAUCGGCGGAGCCCGGUACUAGGUUGGAACAGAACUACUGCGGUCCUCGAGAGCCAUACAGCACAACGUACCUGAUUCCCAAUCCAUUGCAGCACACGUGCAACAGCCUCUACCACAUUGUUCUCUUUCCCAUGGAGCAGUUUUUCUGUUACCUUCUGACCAGCACCAGUGUGAAGACGUCGUCAAAGGGGAAGAAAAAGCUCUGGAAGCGGCUGUUCGGCACUAACAGCGAGCACCGGCAAGUCACCGAGGUGGACGGGCAGUUUUCGUCGCCGGGAGAUAACUUCACGAUUUUAAACCUGUCGCUCGAAUAUACGGAUGACCAGGUGCUGCACGUCGCGGUUUUUUCCACGCUCUACCACUACCUGUACCACGUAUACUUUCUCGGCGUCUGUGCCAGACUGGGCGGCGCGACGUCGGAGGUUAUUGCGAAGAACGGAGCAACAAGAUCAGCGAGUACGAGCAAGGAAAGGUUUUCGGGGCGUCGUGGGGAGAACCACGACGAUGUCGCAAGAACGUUCGACGCGUCUUCGUCUGUCAACCAAGGCACUAGCGUCUCAGCUGACGAACCGCCACUCUUCUACCGAACAAGCCAGCGCGCCACUGCCUCCGCGGCCUCGAGCUCUAGCGGCUCCUCCGGGCCGCGCUUGCGAGGCGGACAACAGGUUCCGAGCUUUCAGACUCCACGAAGAGUUCUCGAGCCGUUUUCCACGGAGGAGGGGGAUGGUAACGACAAAGAUAGUACCCUCUUCCCAAUGCACCCGUACUUUCGAAACGUGAUUAUAGCCUACUGCCACCGUGUGUUAGCUCAGAGUGAACGCGAAGCCUGCGUGAGUAGCAGCAACAAUGGCAGCGGGCGCGGGGUCGAUGAAAGUGCAAAGGAUGCGUGGCCAAAGAGUGUCGCGUACGCGUGGCAAAGCCAGAUGAUAGAAGCCAGCGCGGUGGAGGCCGUGCGGAUUCUCGAUUUGCUUUGCAUCAUGGAUUCGUCGCUCGUGUCUGCGAUUUUCCCGGCGGUGAAGCGUGUCUACGAGCGGCAGUGUUGCGCUUCGACAAGCUCCUCCACGAGCAGCGCCUCCUCGACCCGCUCUGCCUUCAUGGGUGUUGCGAGUGCGAGUGUCGAUCACCCAGCCGGACCGCCGGGGCAUCACGCAGAUCUUGGCGCGUACGACGCGUCGGUCGCUUCGGGGAAGCAGCGCGGGUGUCACGGCGCCGCGCUGGGCGAUCCCGCCGGAGUAGGGGCGACGGCCCGCGGCCGCGGCAGCGGGAUUUUGUUCUGCACGGUGCUGCAGUUUCUGCUCAACCACGGACACCACGUGAUCUUUGACAUGGAUCCGGUUUUGUCGCACUUUUUUCUGUCGCAGACCAGGAAAUCGGCUUUGCUGGCCAUGAACACGGUUUUGUUUCUGAUUCAAAACCGCGACACGUUGCUGAAGCACUACCCCUCCGUGUUCCAGAAAUACUACCCGGUUUUGCUGCAAUUGGUCGUUCUGCAUCCGCGAAUCGUGUCGCAAGAGAUCCUGAGUCUUUUGCCGGCGAUGGUCGGGCCACUCUCCCUGCAAGGAUUGUUUCACCAAAUUCUGGACCUACCUCUGACGGCCGCAUUCGUGGAGGACCCCUUUCUAUCUACGUGCAACGUGAGUACCUACUUCGGGCGGGCCAGCAGCGCAGCGUACCACCCGGGUCUGCUGUCCUCUUCGGGAAGUGGGGCUGGAUCCGCGGGCCCGCACAACUCCGCGUUUGCGUACAACCUAGGUGCGGGGAGUGGUGGCGCCAGUGGCGGAAUAGCAUCGCACAAGCACGGUGGCGGCGCCGGAGCGAAGGCAUCCGGACUGCAUCCGGGAGGGCUUGGGGCCAACGGCGCCGGAGGCGCGGCACGACGAAAUCGGGGGCCUGGGACGCGUGACGACUUUGGAAAGGAUCAACAUCAUGGGGGGAGGCCUCGAUCACCACCCGGGCGCGGCGGUCUCGAACACGAGGGCGGCAGCGCUCGGUCGCGCAGUCCCCCGCACAAGCGCGCCGCGCGGGACCAGGCCGCGAAUCUGUACUGGGUGGCGCAGAUGCAGAAGUAUUGCCUCCGGAGUCAAGCUACGGACGACACAUUUUUGUGGCACCAAGCCGCGACGAGGAGCGACCAAGACAUUGGGCGGACCCCGCGGGACCAGCACGAGGAACGGAUUGCGGAGGAACGCGACGCCUACGUGGAUUUUCUGUGGCAGCGACUCCCGAUCACGCCGCGCGUUAGCAGCAUUUGUAAGCUGGUGCCGCGGUUUUUGAGUCUGUUCUUCGAAGUGGUGUUGAACCAUACCACGACUGAGACCGUGCGCGCACUGAUUCCGUUGCUUGUGCACCGGUUCAGCCGGGGUCUGUGUCCCGUAGAUUUCUUCCAGGAGAAAGUGCACUCCAUUCUCAUCGAGAACCUGCACAAAGUUUUCUUCUCCUCCGCAUCGGCUGAAGAUGUGGUGGACGCGCAUGUCGUGCGCGCGAUCCAGACCGGGGUCAACGCCUUUCAACUCUACGUGCCUGGCGCACCGACGCAACCGCUGCUGCUUCCACCUGUGCGGCCGCUCGCAACAAGCUCGAGAAUCGGAAUAAGGUCAGACUCGGUGGGACUGGCUUCCGGUAUUAAGCCGAUACAAUCCGCGCGAUCAGACCGGUCCUUUGCAAGCAGCGCCUCUAGGGGGAUGCACAACUAUUCAGGGUCUAGUGACUCUACUUCUCGAGCCGCGGCUUACGCGGCUUCCUUUUUGCACUUAGACGGGCACACGCAGGCCGAACUGCUGCAUUGGUUUCCGAACAUCUCACCCCAGACCGUGCCGUGGCCACUGCUGACGGGGAAUCCGGAAGGCCCGAGAAAGGCCGACACUUGCCAUCUGAAAUUGGUCGUUCACCUGUGCCACUUGGUGGGCGAGCUCGCUACGGACGAUUGCAGCGGCAGCGACGCGGAUGAGCCUUCUUCGCCAUUGAAUUCGGUUUCUGAAGGAUUCUUUCAGACCGGCAUUUUUGAAGCGCUAGUGCAUUUGUUCCUCGCGGCGUGCAUGCGGCUGGAGCUUUCGUGCUUCGCGGUGGUGGAAAAUCUCGCAGAGUACCAAAGCCUGGAUGUAGGCGGUGCACUGUUUUUCAACAGUACUACGGCAAAUAAUCAUCUUCACGCGGGGGCUGACAACUUCAACAUGCCACACCACAUGAGCGGCAGCGCCGACCAAUACCACCACCAGCAUGGGUCCUCAGCUUUCGGGGCCGAGCAUCAGGCCUCGGUCGGUCAUUACGAUGACGGAUCCUACACUGCUGGCGCUGGAGGUGGGCGGAACGCUUCUAGUCACCAUCUUCCUUCAGGCGGUUACAAUCAUCAGCACGAUCACCACGCUAAUCGGGAACAAGGCGAUCCGAGUUUGAAACUGCGGAUUCCGUCCGAGGACGAAGUGAUACGCCACGAUCCGCAUCUGGCAAUCCGGCACGACCACUUCUCCCCGCCGCAGCGCGUCAACGACGCGUUUUCUCCACGGCAUCACGCCCGCGGGCAGGGCAGCGGGAACUUCUACAAUUCGCAGCACCCUUCGCGCAGUCGGUCGCACGUGCGGUCCGCGGAAUUUCAGGUCAUGGAGGAAAACGAAUUACUGCAGGCCUGCUUCACGUGCAGCCGAACGCUGGCAGUGCUGAUCACGGCCUUGCUGAAAAUUUGUCUGGUGAAAACAAAUGAACGGAGUCCCGUGGUGCUGGCUUGCUUCUCGAAACUGUUGCGCGUUUUGUCGUGUCGCAAGCGUCACCAUCUGCUGGCUGCAGGGUAUGGAUCUAUGAUGGAAUUUUUUUCUUUCGUAUGGAAUGCGUCUCUCUGGAUGUUAACGCCAAUCACUUAUGUGUUGAUCAUGGAAACAGUGGAGUUGACAAGCGAUGUCUUCUACUCUGAACGAAAACAGGAGCGACAGUGGGUCCUUGCUGUCUCACUUGGAGAGUCGGUUACUUGAUGCUUUGGAGCUGCUCCGGAACCAGCCAACUCUUGGACACGUGAUCUUCAAUAAGCGGGUGCGGAACUCUUUGGCGCAUACGGCGCACGGCCACAACCACGUGCCAAGCAAUUACGCGCUCCACCCUUUCUGUUUGUAA
Messenger RNA from Amoebophrya sp. A120, 6693 nucleotides. The record is from the annotation of a GenBank genome assembly. NCBI's taxonomy places the organism in Eukaryota, Dinophyceae, Syndiniales, Amoebophryaceae.